Messenger RNA from Klebsormidium nitens, 1002 nucleotides. The record is from the annotation of a GenBank genome assembly. Lineage: Eukaryota; Viridiplantae; Streptophyta; Klebsormidiophyceae; Klebsormidiales; Klebsormidiaceae.
AUGGCAAAUACCAAAGGCCAACGUGGCUCAAAUGCAACACGCAAGCUCAACCGGGAACCUGGACGGGAUGCGGGCAAAGCGGGGAGCGGAACCGGAACGACCAAAGUGAAGCAUCAGAACGGAAGCAAAAUUGGAACGGUAAAGCCGACAUGGAAAAGCGCCGGAACAGGAAGCGGAACCGGUGCCAAAGUCGUCCCCAGCAAAUCAGCGAAGGAGACAGUGCAGACAUUGCCUGACACGACAUCCGACGAAGAAAGCGAAGCCGGGAAUCGAUCUUUGAACGGGCGUGUAAGCGGAAGCGAACCGGAGCCGGAAUGGGUGGAGCCUCGGAGGAAGCUCGUUCCGGUGACAGAGACCGGAAGGAACUACGUCAGCCGCUUCGCAUACCAGGUCCUGAGCUUCAAGCCGCGCGCGCUGCUGUACCACGGCUUCGCGACGUCGGAGCAGUGCGAUGAGAUGGUCGCACUGGCCAAGCGGAAGAAGCUGACGCCAUCGCUGACGAAGGGGCAGCGCCCAGGGGACCCGCAGAGGGCCAGGACCAGCUGGGGCGUCUUCCUUCCUCCAAAAGCGGACGGCUCCGGCGUCGUAGGGGAGUUGGAGCGGAAGCUAGCGGAAGCCAUCAUGAUACCGGAAGAUCACGGCGAGGAGUUCAACGUUCUGCGAUAUGAGAUCGGCCAAAAGUACACCGCGCAUUUCGAUGACCCGUGCCGGAACCCCGGACUGCGCGAGAGUGGACGGAUGGCUUCGUUUCUGCUGUACCUUUCUGACGUGGCGGAGGGUGGAGAAACGUGCUUCCCCUGCGAGAACGGCGACGAGGCGGAUAGCGACUGCGACGGGUUUGCGGGGUUCAAGGUCAAGCCGCGCAAGGGCGACGCGCUCCUGUUCUACACCUUCCGGCCCGACGGGACGCACGACGAGGCUUCCCUCCACUGUAGCUGCCCGGUGGUCCGAGGGGAGAAGUGGGUAGCAACCAAAUGGAUUCAUGAGAAGCCGGUCUACUGA